AUGAACAAAACAGCUCGAUCUUUACAGCGCACAUAUCCGACUCUACCGGAUGCUGGCACCACGCAGCUGCGCAUUCUGAGCGGCAUACCCGACUGCGAUUACAGGGUGCGCAGUAACCUGCCAGGUGAACAGGACACUGUAACGCUGUAUGGCAUCGAUUUCUACUCGAGCGGAAGCCUGGCCACAAGCAAUGGAAGCUUCACGCUGGUCUACACCAUUGACCGACUAACGAAAGGCUGCCCAGAUGUGGAGGGUGGCACGCAGCUUCUCGUGGAGGCAACGGCUCAUACCCUGUUCCUGCGCUCCGAGCAUAUGGUAUCGAAGCUCUGGUACGUGGAUGACCUGCAGAAGUCGAACAAGUCGAAAGCUCUAGUCCGCACCUUGGCCAAUAUGGCAGCAGGCAAACGAAUCGUUUGGCAGGAGGUGCGCAGCGGGAACACGGCUCUGGAGCUGCAGGCGCGCAACUACGAUCUGCACGAGCUGAACACCAUCGAGUACCAGGUGUUCAUAGGUCAGCAGCUGAUUCAUCAGCAGAUGCUGCGUCCUGGCGGUGUCUAUGCGUUCGUCAUUGGCCCGGCUAGCAAUGAAGAUCACUCCUCGCACAUGUUCGAGCUAACUGAGCCCAAUUCCAUGAGCAUGCUCUGGCUGAUACCGCAAUAUGUGGUCAUGAGCUUGGGCGAGGUCAUGUUCUCUGUGACAGGUCUCGAGUUCUCCUACUCCCAGGCGCCACCGAGUCUCAAGUCCCUGCUGCAGGCCUGUUGGCUGCUGACCGUGGCCUUUGGCAAUGUCAUCGUCGUGAUCAUCGCCGAGCUCAAGUUCUUUAAAUCGCAGGCCAACGAGUUCUUCCUUUUCGCCGGCCUCAUGUUUCUCGAUAUGCUGAUUUUCAUGUGGUUCGCCUUCUACUACGUUAGCUACGACGAGGUCGCAGCAAUGCACCAGAGGAAACUGAUCAAAAAGAGACAUUAAAGCAUUGAAAUAUUG
This is a messenger RNA of Drosophila arizonae, 981 nucleotides long. RefSeq names its product peptide transporter family 1-like. Gene Ontology annotation, biological process: transmembrane transport. Gene Ontology annotation, molecular function: transmembrane transporter activity. NCBI's taxonomy places the organism in Eukaryota, Metazoa, Arthropoda, Insecta, Diptera, Drosophilidae. The record is from RefSeq and is a predicted model, not a curated record. Gene Ontology annotation, cellular component: membrane.